Messenger RNA from Siniperca chuatsi (mandarin fish), 2184 nucleotides. RefSeq names its product zinc finger and SCAN domain-containing protein 12-like. Lineage: Eukaryota; Metazoa; Chordata; Actinopteri; Centrarchiformes; Sinipercidae. The transcript is spliced from 2 exons. Gene Ontology annotation, molecular function: DNA-binding transcription factor activity; RNA polymerase II cis-regulatory region sequence-specific DNA binding. Gene Ontology annotation, biological process: regulation of transcription by RNA polymerase II. Bases 131 to 1135 code for a protein of 334 amino acids. The record is from RefSeq and is a predicted model, not a curated record.
GCACCAAAAGCUGCUUGCCAACCGCCAUGACACAUCAGAAGAAGAAGAAGACGUUAGCUCAAAAUAGCAGCAGAAAGGAUCGCACUCUUUGCUUUUCCUCUUAACUCUGCUGCCCGGUCAUCUGUGGAAAAUGUCGAGACUCCAGAGUCUGAGGGUUUUCAUCUACCAGCGGCUAACUGCGGCAGUCGAAGAGAUAAUUGGCCAUUUAGAGAGAACAAUAACCGAGUCUGAGGAGGAGAUGGAGUGCCGCCAUCGCAAGCUGCUGGAUACGGUGUUAAAGCCUGAGGAUACGCUGCAACCAGCAGUGUUUUCUGCAGAAGACCAGCAGCAGUUGGUGAUUAAAGAAGAGGUUUCUGAGCAGCAGGAGUGGAGCGCCAGCCCGGACCAGGAGGACCCAGAGCGCCCACACGUUAAAGACGAAAUACAAGAUUUCUGGACCAGUCGGGAGGUCAGGAGCCAGCUGCAAGGACUGCACCAGGAGGAUAUCACCAAGUUCCCGUUCACUCCUGUGCCUGUGAAGAGUGAAGAUGAUGAAGAGAAACCUCAGGCCUCCCAGCUUCAUCAAAGGCAAACUGAGAACAGAGAGGCAGAGCCUCCAGCCAGCAGCUCAACUGAACAGAUGAAAACAGAAGCCGAUGGAGAGGACUGUGGAGGAUCAGAACCAGACAGGAACUUAGUAUCUGGUUUUAAAUGUCUGUCUGGAUCUGAUGACAAGACUUCACACUCUUCUGAACAUGUGACUGAAGAUAGUGGUUAUGAUUGCAAGGAGAUCAGGCUACCUCAGACAGAUUUAAAUACUAUGAAAAAUAGAGGUUCUGUAGAUGAGAUGGGACGUAAUACUGGCAAUAAAUUGUUUAGCUGCUCAAAAUGUGGUAAAAGAUUUGGCCAGAAGCACCAUCUGCAGACACACAUGAGAUGUCAUACUGGAGAGAGACCAUUUAGUUGUUCUCUUUGUGAUAAAAGAUUUACACAGAAGGGAAAUCUGACCCAACACUUGACCGUUCACACAAGGGAGAAACCAUGUAGUUGUCCUGUUUGUGGUGAAAGAUUUGCACAAAAAGGAAAUCUGACACAACACAUGACAGUCCACACAAGGGAAAACUUUGUUGGUGAGAGAUGGACAAAGGGAUUCUGAGAAGCAGGGCAGGAAUUUCACCGGCAGCCACUACGGCCGUGGCCACCGUUGCCCCUUUAUCUGGCCUCGAUGCCCUCCUGAAAAUCUUAUGCCCAUCGGCCACUGUACCCAGCUCUCUGCCUGUUUAGUUUUUUUCUUCCUCUGCCCUGCUUCUCGGCCUCUCCUGGUAGGUCCGCCGGAAUGAUAGUACAUGUAUUUGAUUGUAACAGUAACAAAAUCAACACGUGUGGUGUGACCAAUAAAAAUGCAAGCGUGUAAGAGCUCUCGUUUUCCAGCUGUAUUUCCUGGCCGGUCGAUCGGUACUGUGCCACUCUGAGAUGAGAGGGAAGCGAGAUGGCUCACUCACAGCUGCUUCCAUCAUCAGCUGCACAAAACACUGUUUAAUUUAGAAUGUUAUUGAUUAAUGUUAUUAAUGUUAUUAAGUAAUAGGCCCCAACUAAAGGUUUUCCUGGUCAACUAGUACCCGUGAGUUCAAGCCAUUAGUCGACUAGUCGCCGCACAUUUAUUAUAAGAAUUAACACUGCUACAUUACAGAAAAAUAGAAAACCACAAUAAUGAGCGUUUAAAAUAUAAAUUUUACAGGGGUCACGAAGCGAGCCGCCUGUUGCUAACGGCAAAAGCGGUAAUGAUUCUGAAUGUGUCGAGGCGACUGAACAUUUUGUUAAUUAAUUUCAACACAGUGUAAGAUCACACAAGUCUUGUUCAAAACGGGGAAUAAAUAACUUCCAACUUCACAUCAGGAAAUACUUGCAGACUUAAUAUGAUAGAUGAUGCUUAACGUUACAAAUUAACUCGCUAGAAACUGGCUCCUCUCCUGUCCCCGCCUGAACAUGCUGUGUCUUCGUCGUCCCCGGAGUCAGAGUCCUGGUCGGAGCUGCUUUAAAUCACCUUGGUACUGUGUAAGGAUCCCAUUUUUACUUGCCGCCGAUACAGAUUGUCAUUUGGCUAAGAGCCACCGAUCGUUUUUUUACUUUUAUAGCAGUAUUAAAAAAUCAAGUACUGUUUUGUUCAUCAAGUCAUAAUUAAAUAUUAAAUUGCUCAGAAUCAUC